AUGCUGUCUUCUCAGUACAAGUCUCCCUCCCUCACUUUGGCUUACACGGUAACAUCCAUCAUGGUUGAUAUCCAAGAGGGACUCAUCAACAUGGUUAAAGACUGGGACACAGCCCUCUUCAAAUCCAACAUCAUGGCCCACAGCGCCCUCGCCCAAGUCUUCAAUCUCCCCGUGAUCAUUAGUAGCAGCGCGUCAGUGGGGCCCAACGGCAUCGUUCCAAAGGAACUCGUUGCAAUGCACCCCAAUGACACGAUUAUCGACCGCAGCGGCGAGGUCAAUGCCUGGGACAGCAAAGACUUUCGUAAUGCAGUGCAGGCGUCAGGUAAGACGCAGAUCAUCGUUGCUGGGAUCAUGACGGAUAUCUGGCACAACGUUCCUGUCCUUUCUCUUCGUGAGGAAGGAUACGGUGUCUAG
Scedosporium apiospermum is the source of this 414-nucleotide messenger RNA. RefSeq lists its product as uncharacterized. The coding region runs from base 1 to 414 and encodes 137 amino acids. NCBI's taxonomy places the organism in Eukaryota, Fungi, Ascomycota, Sordariomycetes, Microascales, Microascaceae. The record is from RefSeq and is a predicted model, not a curated record. The transcript is spliced from 2 exons.